Molecule: messenger RNA, 555 nt
Organism: Strongylus vulgaris
Lineage: Eukaryota; Metazoa; Nematoda; Chromadorea; Rhabditida; Strongylidae
Source: the annotation of a GenBank genome assembly
AUGUUGAAUGUAACAGUUGGGAUGAAGGUACUAUCGCAAUUUGUGCUUGUCUGUGUGGCAAGUAUGACUUUAAGAUCGUCCACAGAAUACAUCUACACAUUCGUUCCCGAAUAUGUGGCUGCACAAUCCCUUCCGGAAUGGCAAAUUCCCCAGAAUAAUCUCCCAUUUCAUAGCUAUAUUACUGCUCCCUCUCCUUCCUCAUAUGGGGACGCAACCCCACCAGCACAGUUCGUGAGGGCACCACUGGCGUACCUACCGCCUGGUUUUCAGUAUUCUGUGUAUCCACGAUUGCAGUAUUAUCCUCCAACCAGCGAAGAUCGCAAGACGAUAACACCUUAUCCCUCAGAACAGUCACGAAGGCUUCAAACAAUCCCAUCUGAUGAAGAACUUGUUUCUGAAGAGAUGACUGAUGAUGAUCCUCCAGCAGCAGACUCAACUUUGUUCUAUCAAGAACUCCUUCGAGCUCAAUUGUAUCGACAACUACAAGCAAUAAAGAAAGCCUAUCGAUUACGUAAAGCUUUCGAAAAGAUGAAAAAAGAGAAGCCUGAGAUGUGA